This is a messenger RNA of Cynara cardunculus var. scolymus (artichoke), 456 nucleotides long. Its product is annotated as trigger factor-like. The coding region runs from base 1 to 456 and encodes 151 amino acids. The transcript has 2 exons. NCBI's taxonomy places the organism in Eukaryota, Viridiplantae, Streptophyta, Magnoliopsida, Asterales, Asteraceae. The record is from RefSeq and is a predicted model, not a curated record.
AUGCCUCUCAGGGAUGACCUUUCCUCUGACCUCUCACUUGUCAAAGAUGAAGUCAAUGACGUGAAGAAACUACUAUCUCGUCUUGCUGAUGACAAAGAGGGGGAGAAAGACUUAGUUGUUGUUGUCCCUACAACACCAACUGAUGUUGAUGCUCAAGUUGAAAGAGCUGAAGCAAAUGAAGCAAAUGCCAUCACUUCCCAUGAAGCUGAAGCUGUUGCUGAAGUUGGGGAAAUUGAUGAUGUCGUCAUAGAAGAUGAAGAUGCUGAUGAAAACAAUGAUGAUGACGAUGAAGAUGAUGAUCCUUCUUCCUUUCCUGAUGCUGGAAAAGAUAUCGGUGGUGAUGAUGAUGAAGACGGCGAUGACGACGACCUCACCAUUCAAUACCACAACAAACCAGCUAGCUCUCUGAAAGGAGUCUCUCUCAGGGAUUCAUCAUCCCAAGGGGAGAAGGAGUAG